AUGAAUCACAUACAAGAUGGAGAGGACAACCAUCGAGCUCCUCUAAUGAGUACUACAUCUACUAUGAACCACCCCAAUAAUCUAGAUGAUGAUAUUCAAGUAUCAGCGUUCAAUUCAAGAUUACAAACCUUUUACCACAAUUAUAUUCUUGCAAAUAGUGGCAUAUCACUUUUAAUCCUUUCACAAGUGUUGAACUCCAUUAUGGUAACCACAUGUAAACUUUUGCUUACCGAUACUUCCAACCCUAUCCGAUUUGAUCCACUUCAAGUCCUCUUUUUCCGAAUGCUAAUAACUUAUACUUGUUGUUUGUUGUAUAUGUAUAUAACCAAAUCAGUGACAGAUGCACCCUUUGGACCUCGAAACUUAAGAUUAUAUUUGGCAUGUCGUGGAGUCUUUGGGUUUUUAGGUGUGUAUGGCUUGUAUUUUUCAUUACAAUAUCUUUCGGUACUGGAUGCUAUGGCCAUCACCUUUUUGAUCCCUAUGGUCACGGGCCUCGUGGCAUGGAUAGUUUUAAGAGAAAGAUAUUCUUUGCUUGAAGCUGCAUGUACCCUAACAUCACUUGCUGGUGUGCUUCUUAUUGCUAAACCCAAAUUCUUAUUUGGGUCUUUAGCAACAAAGGAAUCUCUGCCAGAUAAUGAGUUAGUGGAAAGUAGCUCUCCAGCUAAAAGACUAUUGGCAACUGGUAUGGGGUUGGCAGGUGUUAUUGGAUCAUCUCUGGUUUAUGUGAUUCUUAGAAUAGUCAAAUCAGCCCAUCCCCUUAUAUCCGUUAGCUAUUUUGCUUUAACAUGUGUUAUUGUAACUAGUGUUUCCAUUACUGUGACUCCAGGUUUAGUAUUUGUUAUUCCUACCAAUGCAUAUCAAGUAUUUUUAUUUUUAUUGAUUGGACUUUCUGGGUUUUUCAUGCAAUUCUGUUUAGCUGCGGGUGUGCAACGAGUGAAAGCAUCUUUAGCUUCCCUUAUAACAUACACAAAUAUCAUAUUUGCCCUUAUUUGGGAUUUGAUAAUCUGGGGUCAUGUUCCAGGAUUGCUUAGUUUUAUUGGUAUAAUAAUCAUCAUUACUAUGGCUGCUAUUGCCGUUAAAUAUAAGUCAUACAUUGAAAAAGCUCCAUCAUCUUCGUCAUCACCUAUAGAUUUAGAAGGGGGAGACCCAAAGAAUGAUUCAAUAGAAUUGCUGGAUUUUGAAAUAGCAGACGAUCAUGAAUGA
Lizanozyma spartinae is the source of this 1203-nucleotide messenger RNA. RefSeq lists its product as uncharacterized. Gene Ontology annotation, cellular component: membrane. The record is from RefSeq and is a predicted model, not a curated record. The transcript has a single exon. NCBI's taxonomy places the organism in Eukaryota, Fungi, Ascomycota, Pichiomycetes, Serinales, Debaryomycetaceae. The coding region runs from base 1 to 1203 and encodes 400 amino acids.